Molecule: messenger RNA, 5640 nt
Organism: Branchiostoma belcheri (Belcher's lancelet)
Lineage: Eukaryota; Metazoa; Chordata; Leptocardii; Amphioxiformes; Branchiostomatidae
Product: GRB2-associated-binding protein 1-like
Exons: 9
Coding region: 1-3099 (1032 amino acids)
Source: RefSeq, a predicted model, not a curated record
AUGCUGAGGUUACUCCAGGAGUUUAUCUGCGAACCCGGACGGGACAUACUUCCGCCUUUCCCUCCGGACUGGCCUCCGCGAAACGGAGAGAGUUUUGCUGCUUUUCUUCAUGUUUCCUCCCAGAUAAGGGCCAACAUGAGCGAGGGACAGAUCAUCUGCCGAGGGUGGCUGCGAAAAUCACCGCCUGAGCACAAGAUCGGCCGUGCGUCGUGGAAGAAGCGUUGGUUCGUGCUGCGGGAGGGACGACUGACAGGGGACCCAAACCUGCUGGAAUAUUACAAACGGGACAAUGCCAAGAAGCCCAUCGCUGCCAUUAACCUGGACCAGUGCGAACAGGUCGACGCGGGACUGACGUUCGAGAAGAAGGAGUUCGUGAACGCGUACAUUUUCGACAUUGUGACGCCGAAGCGGACGUACUUCCUGGUGACGGACUCGGAAGCAGAAAUGAACCACUGGGUCGGCUGUAUCUGCCAAGUCUGCGGUUUUAACUGCACCAACGAUGAGAAUGAUAAUGCCAGUAACCUGUCCAGUUCUCAGUCCUCGGUGGAGGCCCCGCCCCCCCGGCCGCCCAAACCCAUCACCUCCUCCCCCUCCAUCAGCCGCGGGUCUCCCGCCAGCGUUCACUCCGGGUCAUCCUCCAGCGCCCGCGGCUCCCCCCGCCAGGCCAGCAGGGCCAGCCCACAGACAGGUUCUCCCAUGUCCAAACUGUCUCACCAGAACGGGUCAGCAGGCUCCCCCAGACCCAAGCCCAACCCUCGUAACCUGAAGCAGCCGGCAGCCAUGCCUGUGGACAAUGGGGAACAGUACUUCCCUCUGGCUGAGUGCAUCACUGGGGAAGCUGAGAACAGCGACAUCAGAUCACCGGCCAAGCAAUCUCCAAGAACUGCCAGGACGGAAUCUCGCAAGAGAGACAGCUUCCCCGACAUGCCCCCACCCCUGCCUCCAACAGAAUACGACGUCCUCCCUCACUCCAAAGCAGCCAAAGCGAUGUCCAAUGGUGGUGUGGACAACCCAGAUGUCUACAGCGUUGUUCCGCCUCCCAGACCAGUGACCACAGUUUCCCUCAGCUCCAACCCGGAAGAAAAUUACGACCUCGUUCCUCCGCCGAGACUUGCGAGACAAGCGUCAUCGGUUUCCACUGAUGCAGGAGAAACGUACGACAUGGUUCCACCACGGAGACUGACAAACCAGAUGUCGGUUGGCUCACAGCAGGGUGACAUCUACGAUGUGGUCCCUCCGCCGAAAGUCAGCUCGCAGCUCUCUAACCAGUCGUCAUGGUCCUCGCAGCAGGAUAUGUACGACACCGUGCCGCAUCGCAAACUGGCCACCCAGCUGUCCACACAUUCCAUCACAGGGGAAGAGUACAACGUCCCACUGUCUGCAAACGUGGGUAUGGGGGUUAUGGACUUUGCACAGGACUAUCAAGUUCCCACCGCGACAAAGAACAUGAGAAUGAACUCAGUGAAGCAGCAGCAGAUACCCAUAAGAAAUAGAAGUGGGUCAGGACUGCAGAACUCUUUUGAAGACGAUGAUGUUGUAGACAAUGAGGACUGGGACAGACUCUCAGAUUCGCUGAGUGAAAAUUUCUUAAAAUCAAUGCUGCCAGAUGAUGAGACCUACAACAUACCACCCACCACAGGUACGGGCAUCCGCCACCGGAAUUCCAUGGACGAAACCUACGAUAUACCCCCAAGGAGAAACAGCAGCUCCUUUAGUGAGUCUGGGAACAGCAAGCGCGCAUUACAGAGAAGAGAGUCACAAGAGAACUAUGACAUCCCGCCCUCCCGCGUCAGCUCCAAGAGCCACCCCUCCCUCCACAGACUGACUUCUCGUGACGACACCUACGACACACCGCCUCCCCGCGAGGUCCUGGGCAGACGGCAGUCCCAGCCGUCCAGCGCACAGGAGAUCUACCAGGUCCCCAUCAACAUGGGGGAGGGCGAACCUUCGUCAGGGAGCUCACGGCCUCUGAAUGGCACCUACCCCAGCCUCUCCGCAAAUGAUCUCAUUCCACCACCACGGCCGCCCAAGAACAAGUCCAUCACGGACCUGACUGGGAGUCCCAACGUGCCCCCCACCCCACCACCUAGCUUCGAGGACACGUACUCGGUCCCGCCGAGUUUAUCCAAGAAAAGUUUGGAAUCGGUGUCCCUGAGUGAUCCGAUCCCGCCUCCUGGGCUGGACGAUUUUUAUGAUUUUCCCAAGAAGCUGAAGGGACCUACGGAGGCGGAGGACCCCCCUCCCCCAGUUCCCAGGACGGCGAAGCAGCAUCAUUACAUCAACGCAGCCACAUCUGAGGUCACACAGGACGAGAACUACAUCGCCAUGGCAGUGACGAAAGCAAGUGAAACUAGCCCAGAUAAUGUCUACACCUCCAUGGCGUCUGGACCCAAAGGCAUGGCGGAGGGAUACACGGACGACUUGUACAUGUUCAUGGGUGGGGUGGAGGGCAUCCCCUCCCCUCCCCCUCUCCUAGAGGUCACCCCCGGCCCUGCCCUGGCCGCAACCGCGACCUCGGAGAAGAAACCACCUGACCUGCCUCCACCAAUCAGACGGGACCUGAAGCCAGGGUCAAAAAGAGCAGAUGGUAGACCAGGAAAAGCAAACAUCCCUCCCCCUCUGGACCUGAGUGGCACGAGUAACUUCACAGAAGAGGACACGUAUGGAGUCUUCCCCAUCAAGUCACCCAUCACCAAGAGCUUCUCACAACACGGCUCCAACGGUUACAAACCUCCCCAGCCCAAGGACUCGGCUGACACAGAAGACACAGACUCAUCAGACUCUGAGGACUAUGAUUUUCACAAAGCUGGGAGUGGUUCAGCUCUUUUACCACAAAUCUACCAUCCCAUGGAGGGUAUAGGCAAGGCAGCACAAGAGGCUGCUAAGGCCAAGAAGAAGGACAAGGUAGAGUAUCUGGACCUGGAGAUGUCGUCUUCUCCUGACAUGGAGAAAGCCAAGAAGCCUUCCCCUCGCUCCUCGCCCCUCCCCCAGCGAACAUCCAGCACAGUAUACACACGACUGGACAUCGACAGGACCAUGGCUCUCAGUAAGACCAAGGAGGCACGGCAAGAGAGCUACCGAACUUCAGAAGGAUCGUAGUUACAUACUGUACUCAAGAUGUAGUUAGUAUGAUGAAGUCUUGAUAUCACAUUUGGAACAUUGAAUCAUAACACAGUACUAGUAGUGUUCAAUGAAGCUACAGACUAAAUGUUACAGUGUAAGUCUAUUUUGACAAGGCUUCAUUUCAACAGAUGAACAAUAUUGCAGUCUUGACUGUAAAAAAUGUGGACUGUAAAUAGCUAAGCAGUGACUAUAUCUCCUCUGGUUGGUACAUUGAUUGCCUGUAUGCAAACAUUGGUGAGAAUGCUUGUGUUUGACUAUUUAGGUAGUCUAAUUCUGUGAACCUGAUUUUGUCAGAAGAUUUACUUGUUGAGAUAUAACCUCACAGAUAUUAUAUACGGAAACAACUAUCAAUCAACUAUUUUCAUUUGUUGAUAGACAUUUCUGCAUUACUGACCAAACUCCUCAGACAUCUUUGACUUCCAGCUACUCUUCUUCUCUCUCUGAGCUGUCCAUGUUCACCACAGCACAGGUGCACAUACAUUACUUCUUUGCAUUCCAUACUUUUCUAUCCCCUCCUAACUCUCUACUAGUAACUGUAAUUUCUUGCAUCAUACAUAUGGAUAGAUAAAUGGAUUUAUGGGAUUUAGUCCCAAUCUGGCUUUUGGUCUCUCUUACAUGUGAGAGUCAAACAUUAGAUAUUUUACAUUUUGUUAUCGAAAGUACAAGCUGGUGUCACAUUCUACAUGUAUGCUCUCAAAUGAGUUUUCUUAACACAGUCUUAGAUAAAGGUUUUGGCUAUAUUACGGCUAUUUUUCUAGAUCUGCUACAGACAGAAGAUAGAUAUUGGCAGAUUGAUUUUAGCCCUUGAACCACCUUUGUCAUUCCAUGAAUUGUGGACAUCUUUCACAGAUAGUUGCAGACAAAAGCCAUGUACAUGUAGGUAGAAAUGUCCUCUCCUCACCAGAUACAAGAAGAGCUUUGAAUUUUGUAUUCAACAUCUAAACGUUGUGUGGAUUUUGCAGUUGUCAGUAUCUUCAUAAUCAUAUUAAGCUGAUUUAAUUCUUUUUUUAUUCUAGUGACAAUGAAUAGCAAUUUCAGCAGCACAAAACAAUAUAGAAGUCAGCCUGUUUUAUGUUGUUUUAUGUUAUGUUAGUACAAAAAAUAUCAAUUCUGAAACAGUAGAUAAAGUGGACAGCUAAUCAUUCACAUGCAGUAAUUAUUGUAUUCUGUGUAGAUAAGUCACUGCAUGUGCCUUUUACCCAGCUUCUGUAGCAGUACCAAUUUGAAAUAUUACUGCCUGGAAAAUCAACACAGAAAUGCUGCAUUGCUGCUUCAGAUAUGCUGGGAAGAAAACUGCAGUCAAACUUAUGAAAAUGCUACCUUUUAGAUAGAGUUAUUGAUAGUAAGAUACACUAGCCUCCAAAAAAAAAGAUUCAUUGUUACUGCUCCCAAACAGCUAUGCACAUUGAGGCAUCCUGUAUGCAGGCAAGCAGUUACAAUUAAGUUUGCAACAAGUUUUGAUGUUACAAGUAAUAGGUAAAUGUUUUCUGACAAUGUGGAGGCUUAAGGGUGUCAUGUGUCCCUCCACUAGACUGGAUGCAAUGUAUCAUUUGGCUGCUUCCAAGAUUGUAUUUUUUCAAUAACAACGAAAAAUCUAUGUUAAAACUUGGUCACCCUUGGUUUCAGUAUCCCAUGUACAUAAUGGCAGAUAAGUUGCUAUUGAAACUCAGAUUUCACAAAAGCUUUAAAACUUUUAUCAUGUGGUGAAUUUUUACAUUCCUUUUGUUCACAGUAUACACGUGUAGCUGUUUAAAAAAUCCAUUUCUGUUAUGAGAUAAUUUUGUGGAAGCAGUAGUGUUUUAUUCAACAUGUACAUAAUACUGAUUAACAAAGAGGUAGAUAGGUUAGAACUUUCCUUGGUAAACCAUUUUGUUUCUUUACAACAAAGGAGGAAUUUCUUUGCUUUCUCUUUUUUAUGUCUACCUCUUCUUUCUCUUUGUAGGUAGACAAGAAAUGUACAUGUAUAAGAAAAUGAUGUGACAAUAGAUUGUACAGGGAUGUGAAGAAGCCCCUAUUGUCAGCCUUGUAUGGAUGUAUGAUGUGUAAUAUGCACGUGAAAGUGCCUGUGCUACUGUAUUAUAUCUUAUGUAUUUCCACGGGAAAUCUUAAGUCACUACACAGACUGUUCCUGACAGAAAUUUUAUUGUGUGAAAAGAUUCAAAUCCGAUUAAGUCCUGGGCAGUGCAUUGCCAACACUUGUUUCAACAUCUCAUCGUCUACAGACAUAGAAAAAUGAACUUUGGAUGCAAAGUAUGGGUUGGCAUUAUAAUCAUUGAAUUAAAAUAUCAAAUACUAAUAUGUGAUAUUCUGUAACUAACUACUGGAUUAAAAUAUUAGCGUGCACAGAGCUGGAAACAACUUUGAUGAACUGCUAUUGACAUUGAUAAAUGUACUGGACAGAGUGAUUUUGAGAAUACAAUAAACUUUAUAUAAGAUUUGUUGAUUGUCAACAGAAGUAUGGUGUUAUCUUUUAAAUGAAUUAGUUUAUAAGUUGUACACUUAAAUGUAUGAGGAAAA